GUCCAGGACAACACUCCUUUCGAACCAACCGAUUUUCCAUACCUCAUUCGAUCAUUCCCUUACACACACGCGUUAGAGAGUUUGUCGGAAGAAUCUUCUUUGUUUUGGGCACUGCCCCAAAGCUCUUGCGGCAUCAACACCCGACUCGGCACACCGCCCAUUUGCAGCGUCUGAUCGCCAGCAUCAGUUUAUUUCCAUUUUUCUUUUUCUCGAGGAGAGGACACCACUGUUCGGAACAAUAUCCCUUGGCGACGGACAACGGAAGUAGUCGAGAAUGGCGACCGACGUGCUCAAUCAGGAGCCUAAGCAGGAGGUGAAAGAUGAGCCGAAAGGGGAGAUUAAGCAAGAGGAGGGAGUCGCUGCCUCGACAACAUCAAUGUCGGCUACGCCCGCUCCCUGCAAAUCUCCAGUGUCGGCUGCGAAGUCCUCCACCACCCCGAGCAAGCCCGCCAAAUCUCCCGCCAACGGAUCCAACAAGACUCAGGGUACUGGGUCGAGGCGGCCGGCCCGCAAGAGCACCCUCACGCAGCAGCAGAAGAACCAGAAGAGGCAGCGGGCAACGCAGGACCAGCUGACGACGCUUGAGAUGGAGUUCAACAAGAACCCCACGCCCACGGCCAAUGUGCGCGAGAGGAUAGCCGAGGAGAUCAACAUGACCGAGAGGUCUGUUCAGAUCUGGUUCCAGAAUCGACGUGCCAAGAUCAAGAUGUUGGCCAAGAAGAGCUUGGAAAACGGCGAGGACAUGGAUUCGAUCCCCGAGUCGAUGCGUCAGUAUCUUGCGAUGCAGGCCAUGGAGUCGGGCAAGAGCAUCCCGGGUUUCUUCGGUCGCAACGGUCUCAUGCCCUAUGGACAGCACGGGAUGGCGGGCGGCGAUCAGUCUGGCCCGGGCAAAGUUUUGAUUCACCAUCUCAACUGCCGCUCUCUCACCAUCGGUCGCUGGAUGCGGGUUGGCCAAAACGCCAUGGACCUGAUCAUCUUCUACUCUCCCGACAAGUGCACCAUGACCUACUACAUCAACAAUGACCAGGCUGGAUACAAGAUCGAGUAUCCGUUCUCGUACAUCAAGGCCAUCUACCUCAACAAUGUCGAGGGUGGUAAUGACCAGAUGGGCGGCAUCACGAUUGAGCUCCUCCACCCGCCAAACUUCUACAUGGACUCGUCUACUACGGCGACCUUUGUCCAGGUCCGCGACUUCACCGAGGACCUCCAGGCCUCUCGGGUGCUGACACACCACCUCGGUGGAAACCCGAAGGUGUUGAGUGGUCAGCUCGCCAAGCUGGUCAGUCUGGAGGCCUUUAUCCACCGUCACAGCGCGCCCCCCCCGCCUCCUCCUCCUCCGGCCCCGGUCUUCGAUCAGCUCCACCCUCUGUCCAUGUCUGCCCCGGUUUCGCCAGCCCGGCCGUCAUCGCAACCGAACUUUGCCCAGCCGCACGUUGGCAUGUUUCAGGAGUCUCAGUGGGGCAUUGCGCCUCACCAUCAGACCAUGAUGAUGCGCGGCCCGGGUCACAAGAGGCAGCGCAGCCGCAGCGUGCCGGGCCCCAUCGACUUUCAAACGAUGCAGCUGCUGCAGCAGCCGCCGAGCUUCCACAUCACCCAGCCAGAGAACCAGGCGCCGAACAACAACCCCCAAAUCUUCAGCCCGGUUCCCCAACAGCCCAACAUGCUGGGUCCCGUGGGCCCGAACUUGCGGAUCGAUACUCAGGCAGGCUUCGGCAGUGUCGACAUGCGGACCUACCCGCUCUCGGCGACCACUGCCCCCUCGCCGUCCGAAUACUCGAGCCCCAACUUCUUCGCCACCCAGGCCCCAGACAACAACGGGAUUCCUGCGUCGAGCUUCACUCCCUAUAGCGGCACCUUUUCGCCUCUGGUUGACCCGGCCAACCUCGGCCUCCCUCCCCCGUCAAUCUCGCCGCUCUCGUUCAACCAUCCUGACCCCGCCAUCGUUGGAGAGUCUCCACCAAUGUCGAUGCCUCCGAUGUGCGAGGGUUCCGCUGUCUCCGACGAUGGCACAGGCCUGAACGACAUGUAUCCGACCGGAAAGCAAACCAUGACACUCCCGCUCCACCCGCACUCGCCGUUUGUGGAGCCGAAUCAAGCCGACAUGGAGCUGAACCAGUUCAUGGACCUCAGACGCUUUGAUGCCGAGCAAGCCUCGAUGUCGCCCGAGAGCGUCCAGGCGCAAUGAGCGGGCGGGCUCGAUGCCCUCCUCCCGCUCCUCUCCUUUGGCUCUGCAUUUCCGGCUCUGUGGCUGUCUCUUUUGCAAAGACAUGGCUCUCGGCGGACAGCACGGAUUGGUUUCAUGACUCGCAAUAUACCCGUCGAGAGCUGUUGCUUCCCUUGGCUUGAUUUGUCUCCGCGGCGUUCAGAGGCGUCUUCGCAUAUACCUGGGCGCUUGUCUGGCUGAUUGUCUUGUUUUCUGUCUCUUGUGGCGAACAGAUUUCAAGGGGUCCCUCUGCUCUCUCGACUCCUCUCCGAUCUAUAAGCGACACAAACAAAUCCUCAUUUCCAGUUCGACUUCUUAACCCCAACUUUCUCUCCUCCGCUAGCCACGAACCUCCCCAUGACGAUUUCCCGCCGCUCGUGUGUCGUCUAGCACUCCGGCUGCGGGAUUUCUUGCUUUCACAUUCUCGUUUGGCAUGUCACUCUUCCUUGCGUUGUUCCCUUGUCUUUGCAUGCGGAUGAUUUUGCUAUUCCCAGACCGCUGCCUGCAAAAU
Molecule: messenger RNA, 2714 nt
Organism: Thermothelomyces thermophilus ATCC 42464
Lineage: Eukaryota; Fungi; Ascomycota; Sordariomycetes; Sordariales; Chaetomiaceae
Exons: 3
Coding region: 275-2185 (636 amino acids)
Biological process (GO): cell differentiation; regulation of transcription by RNA polymerase II
Molecular function (GO): RNA polymerase II cis-regulatory region sequence-specific DNA binding; DNA-binding transcription factor activity, RNA polymerase II-specific
Source: RefSeq, a predicted model, not a curated record